AUGGGUUGGGAUCAGAUAAAUUUUGAAUGUGUUGGCAGUUUGAAUGCGGAGAUGGCCACUUGCCUCGUAAACAGCAAUUUACACAGCUGUUCCACGUACUGGGAGACGCCAGUGAAUGGCACAUUCCCAAUAGAUCUGAUAUUCAACAUCCCGCCAUCGAAAAUAGGAUUCAUUGAAAUGAUAGCCCAUGAAUUCAAAGUACCCUCUAAGGUAGUUGUGUUCAUUACAAAUUGUGAUCGGUGGGAACCCAUUGGGUUUUUCGAGUUCAAUGGCAGUUUUAGACCCCAAUCUAACCAUCAAAGAGAAAUGAAACACGUCUAUUUGCCACUGACAGACCAUUUUUACACAUGUUUCAAACUCAAAUUUUAUUCACCAAGGAAGAGCACCUCAAAUAUAGAUAAUCAAGUGGCUAUAUGUGGGCUGCGUGUCUGGGGCGUGUUACAAAAUGAAGGUGUGAUAUCGCUACUACCAAAUGAUCAACCAAUGAAAUAUGAAGAUUUAAUCGAUUCUGAUAGUACCAAAUUAUUGCCAGAUACUACGGGGGAUGUCGCCAAAUUCAACCAGUCCAAUACAAAACUAAAGGCGUUGAGGGAUUCUAUCCUGGAGCUAGACCAAAUAAGUAUGCUAAUCGAGAAUGAGGAACAAUUAAAUAUACACAAAGCAUCGACGUCAUGCAACAUAACAAGCGGUUCCUACUCCAGCGAUUCCAGUUAUCCUCCACUGCCCAAUUCCAAUUCAAAAUAUGAUCAAACAAAGCAACCCUAUCACACCACCCCUUCUACUGAAUUUGGUAACCGUAAAGUCGAGCGUGACUUAUCCUCGUACAUUGGGUACGAAAAGACGAUUAUAUCCCUCGAAAAUACCUGCCAGCCGUAUAUUAUAUCAAUAGUCGAGGUUGACCCCAAUGUUAAUCCUUUGGACGCAUCCAACGUCUCCACAUCUCUAAAUGAUCUGAUUGGACACUUAAAAGAUGAACUGUCCGUGAGUAAUAACAGUAUAUCAACCGCAAAUGACAUAACAAGUGUAUUAAACGCUACCAAUAACGAUUUACCCACGCAGAAUAGCAAACCUGUUGCCACCAAUACUAGUCCAAUUAACAACGUACAUUAUAUUUCAACCCAUGCCGAUCGUGAUAAUACAAAUCUUAUAAAACGGAAGCUCCCAAUCGAUUUGAAAAAUUUGGAAUCUUCGUCGGCGAAUCCCGGUUCGAUUGUUGCCAGCGUCCCACAAUUGAAACGCAAGGAUUCACUCGUAGAUAACAAUUUUACUGUGAACGAUAAAGAGAAGCUUUCUACCGCUGAGUUUUUUGAGGAUGUAUCUAUUUCACAUGAAAAAGAUGUGAUUAAUUUGGCAAAUCUUUCAGAUUUGGAGACCAGAACAAAUGUGCUGAACGAAGCAAGCGCAGUUAGUAGACAAAACAUGUACAAAUAUAAUGUAAAAACGUGCAGCACUGAUGUUUACUCGCCAAUUGAAGCAAAAUCUCAAAUGCUAUAUACAAAGGAAACAGUGGAUACGUCAAUAGAUCAACAAAAUUAUACAAACUGUUAUCCGUUUGAAAAUGAUACACUCAAGGCUGAAAAAAUGGACAAAACGGCCAAAUCUACACAUGAAAAUGCCAAUUCUAUGGAUAAUUCCUGUAUCGUUUAUAAUGCCGAUGUUCUCCCCUUGAUGCCACAGGCCGUUCCACUGUCUGAUCCUUCAUUAGAAUUUAUGACCGCCAAGAAGACUACAGUUAUUGAGGUGAAUGGUAACAAAAUGGCAAUGGAUGACCACAAGCUCACAGGAUUCAGCUCAGAUAACAGUCUAAUUAAUCAUGGACCUGAGGUACAGCGAUUCGUGGGCCCACAUUCUAUCGGCCCAGAACAGUCCACUAGCGACUUCAUAGAUAACAACUUCCUUGAGGAUAUAAGGGAAGUAACAUGCGAAGUAACGGAUAUAUCCACUGAUAACGAACAAAGUGAGCUUGGUAUUUCGCACUUUAGCAAUCCAUUAUACUCAAGUAAUCAUAGCCGCCAUAGCGGUAAAUCGCUAAAAUCAAAUAUCUCGUAUGAAACGUCUGGUGACGACUACGUUAAAUCGAUACUUCUCACCCCUGCACCCUCUACUAAAAUUUUGGCCAGCGGAGAUACCGUAGACAUUCCGUUAGAUCCGUCUAUUGUCGACGGCGAACCUGAAGAGGGGUACCCUGAAGAGCGACCUAUCGCGGCAAAUAAUGAUAAUACAUUUAAUGAGUUUAUCCGUUCCAUGAUGGAAUCCCCGGAUAGCAACAUAACAUCUUGCGAUGAAUUGGAAUCGCCCCAAAUUAGACCAAGACACUCAGAUGAAUUGUAUUCGCCUUCAUCGAGAGAUUGUAUAACAGAUAGCCUAUCGGCUACUAAUAGCUAUGGUAUGGAUUACUACUUUACGCCAAAAAAGAAUAUAAACUAUGAAAGGGCUAACCGGGCACGGCUUGAGUACAUGAUUUUGCGCCCAGAAUUCGCUUAUUCAAGUCAACAAAUGCAAAUCCACCAUGAUAAUUCACUGUACUCGCCAGGUGAUGCUUCAAAUUAUGAUACGCCCAGUGUUAUGUCCAAUAGUUGCGUGGAACACCAGGAACGGCUGCAGAAAAAAUUCCAGCUACAAUAUGGCUACACAGAGGAUGAUCAAUAUUCAGUUCCCCAUCCAUCAGAUAUGGAUGUAGUUGAUUAUCCCAGCCAUAAUUGCAUUUCAAAAGUUCACACUAUGCGUACAUCAUACCCACGGACUCCAGACCACUCUCAUGGGGCGUCAUUGACUCCGUAUAGGAGGGAGCCCAGUGUGGGUUAUGGCGAUGGACAGGAAGCUAGGGACAUGGGACACCCGUCCAACAUACGCAUAUCCAACCUUUCUUAUAGAACUCCCACACCUAAAAAUGGCUAUAGUCAUAAUACGCCAAUUUACAAUAGGGGAAAUUUGACACCACUAAGUCAUAGUAGUUAUGAAAUUGACCACACUCCUAGAGAAAAUAUGCAACAUAUACACACUCCAUCCAACAAGUUCAAAAAUUGUGGCACCAUAGCCAGUUCUAACCUAGUGGCAGAUAGGUACGACAAGUUGUACUCAAUUGACGCGUUGCGUUCACCAUUGUCUGAGCGAUUUGACUACAUUAAAAUGGGUGACCAGAGCGGCAGGUUGUCUAGCUUCCCCAACGAGGAGAUAAUAGUUUCAAAUGUAUUUGGGAGGGAGAUGCAACAGCUCGUCUACUCUACACGCAGGGGGAGUAGGUUUAUGGCCAUUGAUAAUUUGAUAGAGGCAUACAAGGGCCAUGAGCGUAGUAGCAUCGCACAUAAGGCUCUUGGACUUAUUGUAGCCAGAUCAAUUUGCGAUUCAUCAUUUGAAAUUGCAGAACGGGCCCUUCAAGUGUUGGAUGAGCUGGAACUUACAUAUAAUUUAUCUCAAAGCUUCUAUCGACUUGUCAUUCAAGCGUUAGUUGCCAGAAUUGGCGCUAUACCGAGCAACAUAUCGGACAAGUGCGAGGAUAAGAUAAGGAAACUCUCGUAUUCUGGCAUGUUUAACGACAUAAUUGAACAUUUUCUACACUGUACAUGA
Babesia microti strain RI is the source of this 3567-nucleotide messenger RNA. Its product is annotated as conserved Plasmodium protein, unknown function. Gene Ontology annotation, cellular component: cilium. The record is from RefSeq and is a predicted model, not a curated record. Bases 1 to 3567 code for a protein of 1188 amino acids. The transcript has 6 exons. NCBI's taxonomy places the organism in Eukaryota, Apicomplexa, Aconoidasida, Piroplasmida, Babesiidae.